This is a messenger RNA of Suillus paluster, 2166 nucleotides long. Its product is annotated as Transketolase, pyrimidine binding domain-containing protein. The transcript is spliced from 9 exons. Gene Ontology annotation, molecular function: oxoglutarate dehydrogenase (succinyl-transferring) activity; thiamine pyrophosphate binding. Gene Ontology annotation, biological process: tricarboxylic acid cycle. The record is from RefSeq and is a predicted model, not a curated record. The coding region runs from base 1 to 2166 and encodes 721 amino acids. Gene Ontology annotation, cellular component: oxoglutarate dehydrogenase complex; mitochondrion. Lineage: Eukaryota; Fungi; Basidiomycota; Agaricomycetes; Boletales; Suillaceae.
AUGGCACUGGCAUCACAAGCUGGUGGCUUCCUUGGUUUCAGUGCAGGACCAGACCCGAGCGAACGGAGGACUUCAUUUGGAAUAAGCCCUAAGUUAUUCAUCAAGGGAACCCCAUGGUCUCUCAAUGGGCGACGUCAAAUAUCAUCUGGGUGCCAAUUAUGUUCACCAACGCCGUCUGGCAAGAAGGUCUCCUUGUCGCUUGUUGCCAACCCAUCACAUCUAGAAGCCGAAUAUCCAGUCAUCCUGGGCAAGACCUAUGCCAUACAGAAUGUGGAGGGCAAUGAGUCCACUCACAACACUGCCAUGGGUGUGCUGCUUCACGGUGAUGCCGCAUUCGCUGGGCAGGGAAUAGUCUAUGAAACCAUGGGCUUCCACAACUUACCCAACUAUGGUACUGGUGGCACCAUUCAUCUCAUCGUGAACAACCAGAUCAGUUUCACUACUGACCCUCAUUUUGCUCGUUCCACUCCUUACCCUUUCGAUAUCGCCAAGUCCAUAGACGCCCCAAUUUUCCACGUUAAUGGUGAUAACGUUGAAGCUGUCAACUUCGUCUGCCAACUUGCGGCUGAUUAUCGCACAAAGUACAAACAUGAUGUUGUAAUCGACAUCGUUUUCUACCGUUGUUACGGCCAUAAUGAAAUGGAUCAGCCCCAUUUCACUCAACCGCAGAUGCAUCAGGUGAUUGAAAAGCAGCCAACACCACUUACCCAGUACACGAAGUUCUUGGUCGGCCGUGGGACCUUUACUGAGAAGGAUAUCGAGGAGCAUAAGAAGUGGGUUUGGGGGAUGCUGGAGAAGGCUGCUGGUGCGGCGAAGGAUUAUGUUCCGACCAGCAAGGAACGGCUAUCCGCAUCUUGGCAGGGUUUCCCUUCUCCCUGGCAAUUGGCAGAAGAGACACUGCCAACCCGUGCUACAGGUUCUGAUGAAGAUAUUCUCAAGCGCAUUGGAAAGGCCAUUUCAUCAUAUCCUCCUGGUUUCACCCUGCAUUGCAACCUUGCUCGUAUCCUUGGCGGCCAUGGCAAGACAGUUGAAGAAGGUCACAACAUUGAUUGGCCAACUGCCGAGGCUCUUGCAUUUGGCUCUCUUGCACUUGAAAAGAUACAUGUGGGCGUCCCCGGUCAGGAUGUGGAAAGAGGUACAUUCUCUCAGCAGCACGCUGUCAUUCAUGAUCAGAAGAAUGAACAGCAGUAUAUCCCUCUGAAUGACCUCAGUUCAAAUCAAGCUUGGUUUGUCGUAUGCAACUCGUCAUUAUCCAAAUAUGGAACUCUUGGGUUUGGAUUGGGCUACUCACUAGUUUCACCGAGCUCCCUCACUAUGUGGGAGGCACAGUUUGGCAACUUCGCCAAUAAUGCCCAGUGCAUCAUCGAUCAAUUCAUCGCCUCUCGCAAACGGAAAUGGUUGCAGCACUGUGGCCUUAUAAUGAGCUUGCCACACGGGUAUGAUAGUCAAGGUCCUGAGCAUUCAAGUGGAAGGAUUGAGCGCUUCCUCCAACUUUGCGACGAUCAUCCCAACGUCUUUCCUACACCAGAGAAAGUUGAGAGGCAGUACCAAGAUUGCAAUAUGCAAGUUGUGUAUCCAAUUAUGCCCGCUAAUUAUUUCCAUGUGCUCUGUCGUCAAAUUCACCACGACUUCCGCAAGCCACUCAUUAUUUUCUUUUCCAAAUCACUUCUGCGCCAUCCCAAUGCUCGUUUGGAUCUUUCGGAGAUGGUUGGCAACACUCACUUCGAACACUAUAUUCCCGAUUCCCAUCCUAAACACCUAGUGCCUGCUGAGGAAGUGAGGUGUCACAUCCUCUGCACCGGUCAAGUAUACCAGAUACUCAUUCAGGAGUGUGACGCCAAGGGCAUCAAAGGUGUGGUCAUCAGCUGCAUUGAGCAAAUCUCACCUUUCCCCUACAACCUCUGUUUCACUAACAUUUACAGAUCACUCCUCAUCUUUGACAAGUAUCCCAACGCAGAUAUACUUUGGUGCCAGGAGGAGCCAUUGAAUAACGGGGCGUGGACUUAUGUUGGACCCCGUAUUCUAACUGCCACCAACAAGACGCAGUACCACAAAGGCAAAUAUCUGUACUACACUGGAAGGCAGCCAACGAGCUCCAUCACUACAGGUAGCAAAGCCCAGCACAAGAGAGAAAUCGAGGAGUUCUUAGCCACGGCCUUUGCUUAA